This is a messenger RNA of Cajanus cajan (pigeon pea), 525 nucleotides long. Lineage: Eukaryota; Viridiplantae; Streptophyta; Magnoliopsida; Fabales; Fabaceae. The record is from RefSeq and is a predicted model, not a curated record.
UCUGAUGACUCUGGAUUUAUGAGGGUCAGCGUAAUACCUUAUGCACCUGCUUACGUUCCUAAUGCAUUUUUAAACGGGCUAGAAAUAAUGAAAAUGAUUGAGUUAUCAAAUUCUGUUCCCCGUGACCUGGAAUCCAAUUCCAACCAUAAUCGUCUUCUUGUGGUGCUGGGUUCAGUUAUUGGAGGUUUAGUCCUGGUUGUUGUUGUUGUAGCACUUGGCUUUCUUUGGCGUCUUAAAUUGAGGAAGGAAAAGCCCGUUGAGAAUUCGGACUGGUUGCCAAUUCCCGUUACUGCUGGAGGAAGUUCUCACAGCAGAUUGACUGAUUUAACCAGCCAAGGCUCUCCUCUGCCCAACAUAAACCUUGGACUCAAAAUUCCUUUCAUUGAGCUUCAAUCGGGCACAAAGAACUUCCACGCAAGUCAGCUAAUUGGCAAGGGUGGUUUUGGCAACGUCUACAAGGGAGUUCUCAGAAAUGGAUUGAUAGUGGCUGUGAAAAGAAGCCAGCCAGGGUCAGGUCAAGGCCUU